Naegleria gruberi is the source of this 1635-nucleotide messenger RNA. RefSeq lists its product as uncharacterized. The record is from RefSeq and is a predicted model, not a curated record. The transcript has a single exon. Gene Ontology annotation, biological process: proteasome assembly. NCBI's taxonomy places the organism in Eukaryota, Heterolobosea, Eutetramitea, Acrasida, Naegleriidae. Gene Ontology annotation, cellular component: cytosol. The coding region runs from base 1 to 1635 and encodes 544 amino acids.
AUGCCAGCUACAACAACAGACUUUGUCCAAUUGAAAACUUGGUUGGAGGGUGGAAAGAAGGCUAAUAUCAUCAAGGCCCUCGAGACACUUCAGGCUUACUUGAUUCAACAAGGUGAUGCUAGAGCAGCUAGAGAAAGAGUGCAAACAUUAACAACAAAUAUUCCGAUUCAAAGCUUUUUGCCAUGUUUUGACACAAAAUCACUUGAACAGUUACAAUUGAUAGUAUUUGUUUUUGGGAAAAUUAUGGAAGAAACCGAUGUUAAUCAAGCUUUGUUGGUUGAUCCGAUUGUUGGACAAUUUCUUGCACAGGGAUACAAGCAUCCAUUCGAAAUUGUUAGACGAUUGACCAUUAAUCAAGUUGCUAGAUGUACUUUACAAACAUUGAUGGCUAAUCCUGAAUUGUUUUUGGAUAUUUUGUAUAGUGGAAUGUUGGAUCCUGAAAUUUCUGUGGAAAAAGUUGCUGUAAAAAUCAUCACAAACAUUGCGUCGACAUUGGAUGGCAUAGAUGCAAUUUUCUACAAGCACAAAGCUUUAUUGGUUGAUAAAUUAUUGGGUGAAUUGCCAAAAUCUGGAAAUGAAAUUAAUAGAUUUAGAGUGUAUGAAUUAAUGACAACUUUAUGUGGACUGUCCCAAGAAGCUUUCGAUGCUGUUUCUAAUAUUGGUCUUUUCAAAUUGUUCAAUAACGAUUUUAAGAAUUCAAAGGAUGAUAUUUUGUCAAUUUUAAACUUUUUGGAAAUUUUCAAAGCCCUUUGCCUUCAAAGCUUCAAGAAACAAGGAGCCAAUUCUUUGAAAGAAGAGGGAUCAUUUGAUUUAUUAAUGGCUAUUCUCAAUGACAACCAAGAGGAUCAACUCACCUAUACAUUUAUUCUCAAUUUGAUUGCUGAUAUUUCAGAUGCUGCAGAAAAUUUAUUCUUUGGAGAAGAAUCCAAAUUGUCAGUGCCACCAUCAAUCAUUUUGAAACUCUUUAAUGAAGAUCUUUCGAAUACAUUCAAUAAGGAAUCUCAAAUAGUAGCCAUUUCAGUAAUUGGCGCUUUGUGUAAAUCAUCGGUAAAGAAUUUGGACUUUAUUCUCCUUGGAGAUGAGGAAAAACUUUCAAAAUAUCUGGUUUUCUAUGCCGAUUCCAUCAACGACCAAAUUGCUCAAGCAUUCUACCACUCACUAGGCUCUAUCCUCGAAUCACCUAGAAUUGACGAUGAGAGAGCUGAAAAGAUUGUCAACGUACUCGAGUCCAUGUUAAAGAAGAGAAUUGAACCAAGUAUCACAAAACCUUCUAACAGUUACAUUAUGAACUAUGCCAUGUAUAAUUUGAGAGCUCCAUUCUCUGAUGUGAGAUGUGCCAUCUAUCACUUUUUGAAAGGCUUGUGCUCAAGAAUCAAUCUUGUGAAGAAUCAUGUUAAUGCACAUAGCGAAUUCUUUGAUUACAUUAUCGAUAGAAAUACAGAACCUAAUAAGGAGACCAAAGAAUGGAAAUUUAAUACCAUUGAAGUUUUACACAAGACAAUUCAAACUCAUCCACAUGCUUCAGGAGUUGAUGCUAAACAUAUCAUUAAUCUCAAGACUUAUCUGUUGAGAGGUGCCUACAUCGGUGAUAAGAAAGAGGUUCAAGCAAUUGUUGCCACUGAAUCCUUUGAAUAA